AUGUCCAGUGGCAUCUCCUCCAUCUGGGUGGCUAAAGAACCAAGUUCCAAGCUUCGACAUAAGAGGGCAGCCACCACAAACUCAGGAGUAAAAGUUCCUUACAGUUUUCAACUGUUAGAAGAACUGGAAGAAGGCCAGAAAGAAGUGGGAGAUGGCACAAUUAGCUGGGGUCUAGAAGACGACAAAGACAUGACUCUGACCAGAUGGAAGAUGAUAAUUGGGCAUCCAAGAACCAACUGAAGAGCCAUGUCUGUGCUAGCCAAGUAGCAGAACUUCUACAGCAUUAAAGCCAUCCUGCAAGAGCUGCGGGCCCUCAUGAUGUCUAAAGAGAACAUGAAACUCACUCUGCCAAGGGAAAGACAGUGUUACAGCAACUAA
Molecule: messenger RNA, 378 nt
Organism: Jaculus jaculus (lesser Egyptian jerboa)
Lineage: Eukaryota; Metazoa; Chordata; Mammalia; Rodentia; Dipodidae
Product: ubiquitin-conjugating enzyme E2 variant 1-like
Source: RefSeq, a predicted model, not a curated record